Thlaspi arvense is the source of this 1935-nucleotide messenger RNA. NCBI's taxonomy places the organism in Eukaryota, Viridiplantae, Streptophyta, Magnoliopsida, Brassicales, Brassicaceae. The record is from the annotation of a GenBank genome assembly.
UGACGAAAUAACCCUUACAUGAGAUAUGGAAUUGCAAAUUUACCAAAAUCCUGGAGAGUUUCAUUUCAUCCUUUCUCGACGGAGACGAAAGGGAACCGCCGUCACGAGCUCCGGCAGAAGUUAUUUCAUCUUCACCGCUGGGUCUGAAUAUCAAACCAGAGGCAGACGGAAAGAUAACCCGGAGAUUUCUGCUAAGAACGAAACAUGUUUCGGGCAAUUUUUAUGAGUAAUCUGAUUCGAUCUUGCUCGAGAGGAACGCAUCCAAUCGAUCGUAGCAUACGAUCGUUUCUCUCGUUGAAGAUGGUUCGUCUUUACUCCACAGAAAUGGAACCUCAGUUGUCUCCAGAUCUUAUUAGGAUAAUGGAUCAGAGACUAUCGGCGAUAGAACACCGAAAUACUGUUCUUCAGAGGCUUAUUAACCAGCCCGAGUACUCACAAGAAGAGUUUUCAAGAGCUAACAAGGAAUUUCGGAAGAUGAGAGACUCAAUGGAGCUGAUCAAUGAUUUGAGGGCUAUACAAAAGGAGAUUGAUGGGUUGAAGUCUCUGGUUUCAGAGAGCUCGGAUGAUAAGGACAUGCUUGAUAUGGCUGUUAGUGAAUUAGAUGAAGCGGUUGAAGAAGAAAAUAGACUUCAGACAUUGCUGCUCAAGUCUUUGCUUCCUAAAGAUGAAGCCGACGAGAGGGAUUGCAUUUUGGAGGUGAGAGCAGGUACUGGUGGAGAAGAGGCUUCUUUGUUUGCUAUGGACAUUUUCAGAAUGUACGAAAGGUAUUCACAGAAGAAAGGUUGGAAAUUUGAAAUUGUAGACAUCACCGAGUCUGAUAUGAAAGGAUAUAAAGAAGCCAGUGCUGCGAUAUGUGGAGCCAGUGUUUACGGAAAACUUAAGUUCGAGAGUGGAAUCCACAGGGUUCAGCGUAUUCCUAUCACUGAGAAAUCUGGACGUAUUCACACCAGCGCUGUAUCUGUCGCCAUCCUUCCCCAGGCUGAUGAGGUAGAUGUUCAGCUAAGGAAUGAAGAUUUGAGGAUUGAUACGUACAGGUCUGGUGGGUGCGGUGGUCAACAUGCCAACACAACCAAUAGUGCAGUCCGAAUAAUCCAUCAUCCAAGUGGGAUUAUGGUCUCGAUCCAAGAUGAAAGAUCACAGCAUAUGAACAAAGCCAAAGCACUCAAAGUACUCUGUGCAAAGCUCUACGAGAUCGAAAGGUUGAGAUUACAGAGCAGUCGAUCAAAGCUACGGUCGGAACAGAUAGGCAGUGGAGACCGAUCAGGACGCAUCCGUACAUACAAUUUUCCACAAGGGAGAGUCACAGAUCACCGUGUGGGAAUCACUCACCAUGCAAUUGAAGAUAUGAUGCAGGGAGAGAAUCUGGACUCCUUCAUUGAUGCCCUUCUCUUGCGCCAAGAAAUGGACGCCAUUGCUUCUUUCAGCUCCACUACAUGAAGCACAGAGGUAGACCAAAUCCCUUAGCUUAGUUCAUCAUCAGCUGGUCCGUCACAUGGCGUUAUUAGUAAUAAAAAAUACCCAUUAUUAAAGGAGAAGAAGAAAGAAAGAGGGAGCCAGGGAAGAGGCAGUGCAUGGGAAGAGACAAAACACAGUCGUUUGAUGUUUUAGUAAACUCAAUCCAUGCUCUGCUUGUUCCCUGUCUCUCUCAUUUACCACUUUGUAUUCUUCUUUCGACCGGUUAUAGAAAGGCUUACCUUUGAACUUGACCAGUUCCUUGAGUUGAUGUUAUGUCAUAAGGUUUAAAUAGAUGUUUUGGAACUGUGUUUUAUGAUGUACUACUACACGAGAAUUCACCAGUUGUACUCCUUUGUUUUGCAAAUUCUUGUACUUCGAUCUAAGCUAAAAAAGAGUACAAUUAUUAAUUGUUCUUGUAAUGCUAUCACACUCUGUGUUGUACUUUUAUACGACUUUAUAUGUUUGGACAUUGGCAAAUCG